Messenger RNA from Ilyonectria robusta, 1803 nucleotides. RefSeq lists its product as uncharacterized. The transcript is spliced from 2 exons. The coding region runs from base 1 to 1803 and encodes 600 amino acids. NCBI's taxonomy places the organism in Eukaryota, Fungi, Ascomycota, Sordariomycetes, Hypocreales, Nectriaceae. The record is from RefSeq and is a predicted model, not a curated record.
AUGGCUGGACCAGUCAAGACCAAGCGUGCCCCGGGCCGCAAAAACGCACCCACCCAGUCUAUCAGACAAACCCGGGCCCGAUCAAGGCUCACCAACGCUCCCCCUCUAAUGAACGGCCUCGACGACCGAGGAAAGCCCAAGGACGAGCUAGCCAAAGAACCCGAGAAACUGACUUACAGCGAGGUGCUGGAUAAUAUCAACAAGCAGAAGAAGCAAGUCACCUUCCGGCGCAGUGAGAGCCCCGAGCCGGAAGAUCACAAUGAUCGCAGCGGUCGUCGCCGCCGGUCCGCCCCAGCUCCUCCGUUGAGUGAGAGCUCCAGCAGCGCCUCGGAAUAUGACGCGCCCGAAGGUGGCAAUGGCAAAGACGGAUCCGGAUCAGGGUCGGGCAAGUCAGCUGCCUCGGAACACAAUGCGUCUGAAGACAGUAAUGGCGAAGAUACCAAUGGCGAAGACAAGUCGAACUCAGGCAAGUCAGCUGCCUCUGCACGGGGUACUCCAAGCCGUCAUGAGUCCACUGUUCUCCGCUCGUCCAGCUCUUCAGACAGUGACCAAGAUGCCGACGACCCAAUUUCGCCUACCCUCACUCGGCGUCGUUCCCUGGCAUCGGCAUCUUCGGUCCCAAACAGCCAAGAAAGAAGUUUCCAAGGUCGGCGUCCCAAGAGCCGCACAUUGCCUCCUAUCAGAACACUUAACCUCCCCCGUCCUGAGGUCCCAACGAGUAGAUUACUCCCCGACGACAGCGCCUGGGAUUCCAUCGAGAGCAGCUCAGAUCAACCCCCAUUGGUGGCGAAUGGUACCCCAGAUGAACCAUCAAAUUAUAGAUCCGACCCCCUCAAAUUUUCGCCUUUUGUAGAUACUUCUCCGACUCGGGCCCCCUACAGCGGCAGUUCUACGGACUCUCGGGGCAGUGUGACAGGCGGUCUCUCUCCAGGAAGAAUACCAUCUAGGGCUACUCGCCGCAAGAGGAGGCCCACGGCUAACAUCGAGCCCCAACUCCCGGAAAUCAAGCAGGAGAAUUCGGUCUCUCCCCCUCCAGAGUCAGGGGGUGGUGGCACUAGCACUUCCUCUGCCGAUUCCUCUGCCCCGGGAAGUUCCGGUGACCAGCAGCGCACGAGGAAGCGGUCUGAAGACGAUGAGGGUUCGAGUCCGCAAGCCAAGAAGCGUCGCGCUUCCGAAAAUAAUUCGAACUCUCCCACUCCGGAAUCAGAGAGUAGCAGCUCUAGCAGCUCCCCUGCCCCGGGGUGUUCAGGUGACCAGCAGCGCACGAGGAAGCGGUCUGAGGACGAUGAUGGUUCUAGUCCGCAAGCCAAGAAGCGUCGCGCUUCCAAGGAGGACGGAUUCUUCUAUGACGUCGAUCCUUCUUCCUCAGCGACGCCGAAGUCUGGGAGCACCAAGAAUAACCAGGCGAAGAAGACUCAGUCAACAAAGAGCAACCCCCCCAGUCAGCCAGUUGAUGGCCAGAAACCCAAGGCCAAAAGGUAUCACAUCAUGGGGGUGGACUGUAUCAAGGUCCAUCGGUGUCGUAAGGGAGUCUGUCAUCAAUGUCAUGCCAAGUGGCAUAGCAGUUGGGCUUGGUACUUCCAAGUGGAAGAAGAGAUUGCUCUAACGUUGGAGAACCCCGACCACAGUCUGCAUGAUACAUGCGAAGAAGUGUACGAGGAUGGUGACGGGAUAUUGCCGGAUAGGUCAGGCGUGGAGAUUGUAAACGGUAUGCCUUGUCCACCGAAAGGCGGAAGUGUGCGGGCUCACCCUGUACGCAUAGCCAAGAAAAGGCUUCUUCAGAUGAAGGCCUUGAAGGAGUAG